UUUUGAUCACAUGACCUGUCAUCUGACGAGGACCAAAAAAGCAGGAAAUACAGCGAGAAAAUUGAAAUGGCCAGUGAAAGAUCAACCAUGCACAGUUUAUAUAGCCGAAUAUCUAAUUUAAUAAGACUCUUGAUAAUCUGUGCGUCUCUUUUCAUUAACCAUGGAUUCGCCGGCAAAAUGAAGAUAGUUGAGGAGCCAAACACAUUUGGUUUGAACAAUCCGUUCAUGGCUCAGGGAAACAGAUUACAGCCUAGAGUGACCCCAUCUCCAGUGUCUGGCCCAGCGCAUCUUCAUCGGCUGGCUGGAAAGUGCUUCAGCCUCACAGAGGCAACGUAUAAAUAUGAAUUAUGUCCAUUUCACAACGUCACUCAACACGAGCAGUCGUUUAGGUGGAAUGCUUACAGUGGGAUCCUGGGGAUCUGGCAGGAGUGGGAAAUAGCAAACAACACGUUCACAGGCAUGUGGAUGAGAGACGGAGAUGCUUGUGGAACCAGAAACCGAGAAACAAAGGUGAUUCUCGUCUGCAGCACAAGUAGCAAGCUUGCUCAGGUCUCAGAGCCCAGCACCUGUGUGUACUCACUAACCCUUGAGACCCCGCUUGUUUGCCAUCCACAUUCUCUUUUAGUGUAUCCGACCCUGAAUGAGAAGCUACAAACAGAAUGGGAUGAAGCAGAGCAGGCUCGUUACGAAGGUCUUAUUACUGAGCAGGGAUACAACAAUCUCUUAAGGGAUGUUUUUGAGGAUGCUGGACUCUUAAAAAGCACCAAAGUGAAAGCCAAGAUCCCAGAGGUCGCAGCAGAUUCAGAAAAGCACGACUCUUUGCAGAAAUGUACUCAGGACUACCAAAACCAGAGAGAAGAGAUCGAGAGGCUGCGCACUCUCCUCACUCAGCACAAUAUUCCUUUUGAUUCGGAGCCAAAUGAAGCAAAAGGCACAGUGAAUUCCACAGUUAAAGAUCAACGCUUAAGAGGAGACAAUGGCCUUAUUGAUCUGCAGUAAAAAAAAAAAAAAAAAAUCACCUGGACCAAGUUUCCUUUUAAAAGGAGCUGUACGGAUUAAAAUCAUUUGUUGGUCAAUGUGAGUGACACAGACAAUAUUGCGGGUCACUGUGGUUGACGGGAACAGAAAACAGAAAAACUGACUUCACGGUUGGACCACACUCUUGUGAGACGUUUUUACCGACACAGAGAUGGCUCUCUGCAGGACUUUUGACAGAAGGCAACACAUCAUUACAUUCAGUGUCUGUAUACGUGCAUCAUCUUCUGAAGUAAAAAUAAUAUGGGGAACAGGC
Molecule: messenger RNA, 1291 nt
Organism: Mugil cephalus (flathead mullet)
Lineage: Eukaryota; Metazoa; Chordata; Actinopteri; Mugiliformes; Mugilidae
Gene: gnptg
Product: N-acetylglucosamine-1-phosphate transferase subunit gamma
Exons: 11
Coding region: 67-999 (310 amino acids)
Cellular component (GO): Golgi apparatus
Source: RefSeq, a predicted model, not a curated record